GGGCUCAUUUGCUACUAAACCACGCCCAUAUGGUCUGCCUCUUUCUUGAUUUGCAUAACCUCGUGUAGACGCCAUUAUCAAUAGGAGGGUGAGAAGAAAAGAUAAUGCCAAAGCAGAUAGCAGAGAUUAAAGAUUUUCUACUUACUUGUAGAAGAAAGGAUGCUAAAUCUGUGAAAAUAAUGAAAUCAAAGGACAAAGUGAAAUUUAAAGUCCGAUGCUCUCGAUAUUUGUAUACGCUAGUAGUAAUGGAUAACGAAAAGGCAGAUAAGCUAAGACAGUCUCUUCCUCCUGAUCUUGCUGUAAAAGAUCUUGGAAAGAAAGCUAAAAAAUGAACCUAAAAUUUUCUUUAAUGUAUGUCCUUCUUGAGACCUCAUCAGAGUAAA
This is a messenger RNA of Amphimedon queenslandica, 383 nucleotides long. RefSeq names its product 60S ribosomal protein L38-like. Gene Ontology annotation, cellular component: cytosolic large ribosomal subunit; ribosome. The transcript has 5 exons. The record is from RefSeq and is a predicted model, not a curated record. Gene Ontology annotation, biological process: protein-RNA complex assembly; translation. The coding region runs from base 105 to 332 and encodes 75 amino acids. Gene Ontology annotation, molecular function: structural constituent of ribosome. NCBI's taxonomy places the organism in Eukaryota, Metazoa, Porifera, Demospongiae, Haplosclerida, Niphatidae.